AUGAAGGUUCUUCAUUCCGCGCUGAGUCUAUGUAUACUUCUGACUGUGGCUGUUUCGGUUGCCGAUUCCGAAACUUCUACCGACGUCCCGACAACAACCCCUAAGGUGAGUUUAUUUGUAACAAGGUUAAAUAAAAACAUGAUACUACACAUUUUCAGUCGUUCCUGGACAAUGUGAGAUUAUUUUUAAAGCUAGUAAGUGAUGCAUUCGGUGCAGCAGUUCGGGUGAAUUUUUUGUGAGCCAAUUUGUAAAAAAAUUCUACCAUAAAUGAAGGCUCCUUGUCAGCAAAAGAGAACACACGUGUUUUCCAUAUUUGUGAUUUUACGGCCAGGCCGGGUCGGGUCGUUGAAAAAUUUUGACGGCUUGGAUAUGAGGCAAACGGAACCAGUUUGAACUAAUAGGGACCCGCUGAUGGAAACUCUUAAUUAUAAACAUCGCGGCAUUUCUCUGCAAUACGCUCUGUUCCUAAUAUGGCCGAGUUUCUCGGCCGCAAAGUAAUUUUUAGUUGUUUUCCACUGAAAAUGUGGCCAAACUUUUCAAACUCGGCCGUUAGGUCAUUGCAAUUUGCAGUGCAAAACGAGUUUCUCAACAGAGCGCGAUUGCAGUGAAAUAAAUUAUUGAGUAAUCAGUAUUUCUACAAAUCACCGAACCGAUUUCGUAUGAAUUUUGUUCUGAAUUAAAAUUUUCUUCAGAAUUUUUUACAGGAUAUAUGGAUAAAUGCCAUCAAAUGCCCUAAUGAGCUGAUCAAAAACGUAUUGAAGAAUGACACAGCGCUCCAUUUUGUGUUUUACAUAUCCGCCGACGAUGAAGCGCAAUUUAAUACAAUUUUUCACGGUUUUAAAUACAAUUAAGACAUUGAACAUAUACUUUCUCAGAUUUUAUUGCCAAAUUUCCCACUUUCGGUUUCUUUAGGAAUUGUUCUUUAGUGAGUGGACUUUCUUCAAUGUCGAAGUGUAUGAACAAGCAAAUUAAAGGUAUGUAAGUCAUUUGUUAGUUCGAUGUUCUCGUAACUAUUCAACGCUGCGUUUACAAGCUUCGGAGUCCUGCUCAAAGUGUUCCCAACUGAUCUGAAACGUUUUGCGUGAAUAUCUAUCUCAUGGAUCUCUUUACACUAACUAGGGAAUGACCCGCACUUACCUUGGGCUAUUGCAAAAUGGGACCUAUAUGAUUCGAGUUAUGAACUGUUUUUCCUAUUGCGACAAGAAAAAAAUGUUAGUGCUGGGGUCAGAGCGACGAUAACUCGAAAACUAAUUUUUUAAAAAAAUAGACGAUCAACUACAAAAUUAUUCACGAGAUAAUUUGCGUCAACUUACUAGUUGACCACUUUUGCAACGGACGCGUGGUUCUUGAGAUACAGGUCGCCGAAGAUGAACUUGCUAGGAAAAAUGUGGCAGAAACAGGCAGAUUUUUCUCGCCAGCCAGUGAGUGCUCUUUUAGCAAAAAAAUGGAGAGCAGAUUCGGAUUCUUCGUGAAAUUCUCUUUCGAAUCAUAUAGGUCCCAUUUUGCAAAAGUCCAAGGUAAGUGCGGGUCAUUCCUUAGUAAGCCAAUAAUAAGGCAUGAGAUCGUUGCUGCUCCAAGUGAGCUGAUCCGGUGGGCAGAGUACGAGCGAAAUUGCUCAUGAUCUCUGCGAGACUACUCUCAUUUCUAGUCAAAACGUCUAGAGCAAGCGCAAAAAUGGCAUUUUUCAUGUGGGCCCUCGCAGCAACUUCAAAUUCAAAUAACUCGGUAUGAACUGAAACCAGUUUUGUUCGUUGUGUGCCCUCAAAAAUGCCACGUUUUCGUGUAUCUCGAAACACCGAAAAAUUAUUUCAAUGCCCAAUUUGCAGUCUGAUCGGAAACACUUUGGACAGGACUUCCAAUUGUUGUUGAUUAAAUACAAAAAUCUUGACUUCAAUGUUAUUCGGCUCAACUUUUUUAGCUUAUCUGGAAUCAUUGCAAAAAUCAAGCUCAGCGCUGCAUACACGUGCGUCGGAGGAAAAGGAAAGGGUCAACAAUUUUCUGAAUGGGGAACUGCUAACACAGGAAAUGAAUAAAUUCCGUGAAUGCCUAAAUUCCGUGUCAUAA
Caenorhabditis sp. 36 PRJEB53466 is the source of this 2064-nucleotide messenger RNA. NCBI's taxonomy places the organism in Eukaryota, Metazoa, Nematoda, Chromadorea, Rhabditida, Rhabditidae. The record is from the annotation of a GenBank genome assembly.